GCACUCAAAACUCCUGAAUUUCUGGACUGGAUUUGACUACCUGCCAGUAGGAGGACAGGUCGAGCAACUUCUGCCAGCGUUGAAGACCACGACUGGAAGCAAAAAGGGUGUAGGACGGAGGAGAAGGAGAAAACUGUCUGAGGUGUGCCUAAUGAAGGAGAAAAGAAGCUGAGGUUGAGAAGGAGGCAGGGUUGACGGAGAAGGUGGUGCGGAGAUUGAGCUGGUGCUGUGGAAAACACAGAGCUGAGUUUUCUGUGAUUGUAGAGAGAACAUUUACAAGAACGAAGGGCGCUGAGGUCCAGAAGAGCAAGCUACAAUGAGGCGUGUUUUUGGGGUGAAGAAGGAUAAACCUCCGGCAGUGACAGUGGAUGAUGCCGCAGAAAAUAUCAACAAACGUGGAGAUGUGCUGACUGAGAAGAUAAAAAAGCUGGAUGCAGAACUCCUUGUUUUCAAGAAACAGCUUGCUUCAGCAAAAUCUCCACAAGCAAAAUUGGCUAUUCAAAAUCGGGCAAUGCGUGUCCUGAAGUUGAAAAAGCAGUACGAGGGGCAGAGAGACAAUCUGUAUGAUCAGGCAUUUAACUUGGAGCAAGUGGCAUUUGCAACACAGGGAAUGAAGGAUAGCAUGCAAACGAUGGAAGCGAUGAAAGCAGCAAACAAGGAGCUGAAAGGCCAGUACAAGCACCUAAAGAUAGAAGAUGUGGAGAGAAUGCAAGAUGAUAUGAUGGACCUGAUGGAUUACUCAACAGAGGUACAGGAAGCUUUGGGGAGGAGCUACUCUGUUCCAGAUGAUAUAGACGAGGAUGAGCUUUUGGGAGAAUUAGAAGCGUUGGAAGCCGACAUGGAUGCGGAGGUGGAGGGCAGUUCUGUUCCAUCAUACCUGGCACCUGAACCAGAAGUGGAACUGCCCUCUGCACCAAUUGGUGUCCCUGCAGGGCCUUCUGGGUCUGGCAGUAUAGCCGUACAGCAACCACAGGCUGCGGACGAGCUUGGACUUCCCCGCGUUCCUCAGGCAUCCGUACGCACAUGAUUGAUGGAUUGCUUCAUUGAAAAAUCUCUACGGAAUAUAUAUUCCGUCGCUUGAUAAGAACGUUGAGGCAAGAAACCGGGUUGUCUCCUCGCUGCAUUUGCUUCCCAACUUCCAGCAUCUCGAGCCGCACGACAGUGGCUCUGGUUGCUGAAUACCUUUGCAUCAUGCAAUACGGAUAUACGGAGUUCACGACAGAUCGAAACUCCAUCGCAUAAUGCAGUACGCAUUUCAGAAAGCUGCACGACCCCCAAAAUGACGAGGAACCGAGUGAUUUGCGUCGGGCAAGGCUAGAGGUAAAAAGCGAACAGCGAAUUCGUCAAAGCAGCUGACAAUGUUGCGUGGUACGUGAAGGAGGGAAGAACAGAAAGGUGCCUCUUGUGUGUGCGUCACGUGUUAGAGUGGCAGUUCUCAGAACUGAGAGAGGAGAGGGAGGUGAGCCAUACGUUGUGCUUGUCACUCGGAUCAGCGGGAGAGACCAAUCAACCGCUUCUAAAAGGACGACGGCAAAUGAAAAAUUGUGUAUAGCAAAGGUUGAAAGAUUGACACUGGCUUCUAGUAGGUUUAUGCUAAUGUCGAACAAGGACCGCGAGGAGGUAUUGCCCCAAGCUUGAACUGUGUCUGCAUAGACGUGCAGCCAUCACACAUGCAAGCUUCAAAAGGGAUUGAAGCAUGAACAUAAAUGGCUGCUGGGUUGCACAGGAAAAGCCUUCUCUCUCUCUCUCUCUCUCUCUCUCUCUCUCUCUCUCUCUCUCUCUCUCUCUCUCUCUCUCUCUCUCUCUCUCUUAACGUGCAAGGGGCUUUCUGCACCAUGUUGUGUGUACACACACAUAUAUAUGUAUAGAGAGAGAGAGAGAGAACCUCCUGACGAGUCGGUGAAACUCCGACGAAACAGUUUGUCACAGCCCCUCCCUCGUUUGUUGUCCUCUUCUCCCUCUCACUCUCUGCCUACGGUUUACCGUCGGCAGCUCUGUUUGACGAUACAUAGAGAGAAUCCGAAUUGUUGUUUAUGGUUGUGGACGCGUUCAACAGAAGCCACAACUCUGUGUUGAUUUUAAUUUGUUCUCGCUUGCUUUACGGGGCUC
This is a messenger RNA of Chara braunii, 2109 nucleotides long. The record is from the annotation of a GenBank genome assembly. NCBI's taxonomy places the organism in Eukaryota, Viridiplantae, Streptophyta, Charophyceae, Charales, Characeae.